GGGCGGUAACAGCCAUUCUACUAUAUUUCGCUGCUCCUUUCGCAGCCGAUCACGUGAUGCGGGUGGAAGGCGUCACCGUACUCUCACUGAGCCUGGGACGGCCGCCACCAUUUGCUUUUCCCAUUUUGCUUCAGCACUGGCGCAACGUUAGUACUGAGCGACUGAACCAUGGCUGAAGGGGAACCCCAGGUCCAGUUUAAGCUGGUGUUGGUGGGUGAUGGAGGCACAGGGAAGACCACCUUUGUGAAGAGACACUUAACGGGAGAGUUUGAGAAGAAAUAUGUUGCAACCCUGGGUGUUGAAGUACAUCCCCUGCUCUUCCACACAAACCGAGGGGCCAUCAAGUUCAAUGUGUGGGACACGGCUGGACAGGAGAAAUUUGGGGGGCUGAGAGACGGCUACUACAUACAGGCUCAGUGUGCAAUUAUCAUGUUUGAUGUUACCUCAAGGGUAACGUACAAGAAUGUACCCAACUGGCACCGUGACCUGGUGCGUGUGUGUGAGAACAUUCCCAUCGUGCUCUGCGGCAACAAGGUGGACAUCAAGGACCGUAAGGUCAAGGCUAAGAGCAUUGUGUUCCACCGCAAGAAGAACCUGCAGUACUACGACAUCUCUGCCAAGAGCAACUACAACUUUGAGAAGCCUUUCCUGUGGUUGGCACGGAAACUGAUAGGAGACCCCAACCUGGAAUUUGUUGCCAUGCCCGCCCUUGCCCCCCCAGAGGUCGCCAUGGACCCCUCCCUCGCAGCACAGUACGAGCACGACCUCAAAAUGGCGUCAGAAACGGCACUGCCAGAUGAAGACGAUGACCUCUAACCUGUGACCCUCUGACCUCUCUCCCAGCGGUGUCUGUGGUUGACCAUGAACCUUUUACUGUAAAAUCCCAUUGCAGAUAAUUUUUUGCCUUUUUUUUUCUCUCUUUGUUUCUGUUUUUCAAUCUGAUAUAAAAUGUCCUGGUAUUGACACAUUUCAGUGUAGAUGUACAUCCCAACUGCACAGUGCAACAAUGGGGCUGCAGACUGUGGCACCAAAUCAGUCCUGCAGCUUAGACAGUGUCAUACAAUAAUGACACAGAAAUACAACUGAAAAUGGAAGCACUUUGAAAAUGACUUUGAAUAAAAACUGACUCAAUUCAAA
Molecule: messenger RNA, 1137 nt
Organism: Anguilla rostrata (American eel)
Lineage: Eukaryota; Metazoa; Chordata; Actinopteri; Anguilliformes; Anguillidae
Gene: ran
Product: RAN, member RAS oncogene family
Exons: 7
Coding region: 169-816 (215 amino acids)
Biological process (GO): ribosomal subunit export from nucleus; protein import into nucleus
Cellular component (GO): nucleus; cytoplasm
Molecular function (GO): GTPase activity; GTP binding
Source: RefSeq, a predicted model, not a curated record